Poecilia reticulata (guppy) is the source of this 5684-nucleotide messenger RNA. The record is from RefSeq and is a predicted model, not a curated record. Lineage: Eukaryota; Metazoa; Chordata; Actinopteri; Cyprinodontiformes; Poeciliidae.
AGGCGUGUGUGUGUGUGUGUUAAGUCAGCAAAGUUUUCUUCCUCAGCCUGUGCAGGCUCUCAUUAGAGAGGAGGAAGCUCUCUAGACUCUUCCUUUUCAUGUCCUCAUCUCCAGACGCCUCCGUUGCAUCUGCAGAGAAAUGAGGGUCGUGGUGCUGGUGGUCUGGGUCGGGCUGAGCCUUUGUUGGGCUCUGGUCAGCGCCGAAGAACCUGUGAAGGAGCAGCAGCUGUCAAGAGCCAAAGCUCUGGUGAGAGAACCCCGGGGGCUGAUCGGAGACCAGGGCAGAUGGGACGCUGAAAUGUCAGACGAGCCAGCUGAAGUUACAGUAGAGGAGAAGAGCAAAGCAAAGAAAAAGAAAAGCCCUGAGGAAAUCGAGGCCGCUAAAGCGAAGAAGGCAGCAGAGAGAGAGGCUAAAGCCAAAAAGCAAAAAGCUCCAAAGCCCACCAAGAAACCCAAACCGCCAAAGCCCACCAAGAAACCGAAGCCACCCAAACCCACAAAGAAGCCAAAGACGCCUAAACCCACCAAGAAACCAAAGCUGGUAACGACCACGGUGCAGCCAGAGCUCCGCCUUCCUCCUCUGGAGGAGGAGGAGGAGGAGGAAGUGGGCCUGGAAACAACGAAUCAACCCGAGUUUCCAACGGAGCCCGUUGAGCCAGACCUGGACAAAUGGAUCAGAGGACACAAGAAGGAAGACACAACCACUGAGGUCAUCAUGUACAUACCAGAGGAAACCACGUCUGUUCCAUUCGCUGGUCCCUGGUAUGAAGAGUAUGAUUACUCUGACUUGGCAGAGGCAAUAGCAAAGAAACAACAAGAGGAGGAGGAGAGAGCCCGCAAAGAGAAAGCAGAGAAAGCUGAGCGGCAGAGGAAACAAUGGGAGGAGGAAGAAGCAGAGAGACUGAAGCAGGCGGCUUUUCCUGCUCAGCCAAAAAAGUGUCCUCCUUUGGGCUUGGAGUCUCACCGGGUGGAUGACGACCAGCUGCUGGCUUCCUCUCAGUCUCACCACGGCUUCGCGGCUCAGAGGGGACGCCUCAACAUGCAGAGCUCUGAAGAUGAGGAGGACAUGUAUGGAGGUGCAUGGUGUGCAGAGCCUGAGGACAAGGAGCACUGGUUCCAGGUGGACGCUCGGCGAGAGGUGGAGUUCACCGGAGUCAUCACCCAAGGGAGGAACUCAGAGCAACUGGAGGAUUUCGUAUCGUCCUACUUUGUGGCCUUCAGCAACGACAGCCGGGACUGGACGGUGCUGCACGAUGGCUACGCUGAAUGGCUGUUCUAUGGGAACGUGGACAAGGAAACACCCGUGAUGAGUCAGUUCGCCGCACCGGUGGUGGCGCGUUACAUCCGGAUCCUUCCCCAGAGCUGGAACGGCAGCCUAUGCCUGAGAGCCGAAGUCCUGGCCUGUCGGCUACCAAGCAGCUACCACAGUGAGAAUGAGGUCAAUGCGUCUGACGAUCUGGACUUCAGACAUCACAACUACAAGGACAUGAGACAGAUGAUGAAGGUGAUAAAUGAGGAGUGCCCCAACAUCACAAGGAUCUACAACAUUGGGAAAAGCUCACAAGGCCUCAAGAUGUACGCCAUGGAGAUCUCAGACAACCCAGGCGAACACGAGACAGGUGAACCCGAGUUUCGCUACACAGCAGGUUUCCAUGGCAAUGAGGCUCUGGGUCGGGAGCUUCUCCUGCUAUUAAUGCAGUUCCUCUGCAAAGAGUACAGAGAUGAAAACCCAAGAGUGCGACGCUUAGUGGACGGAGUGAGGAUUCACCUGGUGCCAUCACUGAACCCAGAUGCCUACGAGCUCGCCUAUGAGAUGGGCUCAGAGAUGGGAAACUGGGCGCUGGGUCAUUGGACUGAAGAAGGUUAUGACAUCUUCCAGAACUUCCCAGACCUGAACAGCAUCUUGUGGGGAGCCGAGGACAGAGGCUGGGUACCUCGCAUAGUGCCCAACCAUCACAUUCCGCUGCCAGAAAACUUCCUCGGUGGUUCUCUUGCAGUUGAGACCAAAGCCAUAAUUUCAUGGAUGGAGCGCAAUCCAUUUGUGCUCGGAGCCAAUUUACAAGCAGGAGAAAAAAUGGUGGUGUACCCUUUUGAUAUGCAGCGUCCUCCAAUUUCUCUAACCGACAGUCGACGUUGGAGGGUUAAUGCUGAGAUGAACGAAGAGACCUGGGCUCGUAUUCAGAGGCAGAACGAAGGAGCGCUCAGAGAGACUCCUGAUGAUGCCAUGUUUCGCUGGUUGGCAAUGUCAUACGCACACAGCCAUCUAACCAUGACUGAGACCUAUCGGGGAUCCUGCCACGGUGAUGAUGUCACUGGAGGACAGGGGAUUGUUAAUAGAGCCAGCUGGAAACCAGUGGUGGGCAGUAUGAACGACUUCAGCUACCUUCACACCAACUGCUUUGAGCUCUCCGUCUUCCUCGGCUGUGACAAGUUUCCUCAUGAGAGCGAGUUGGCGCUGGAGUGGGAGAACAACCGCGAGGCUCUUCUGUCCUUCAUGGAACAAGUGAAUCGGGGAAUAAAAGGUAUAGUAAGAGACAUGGAGGGAAACCCGCUGCCUAACGCCACAAUAACUGUGGAGGGAAUCCGGCAUGAUGUCAAAACUGCUGCCAGCGGGGAUUAUUGGCGGCUGCUGAAUCCCGGUGAGUACAAGGUGACGGCCAAAGCUGACGGCCACACGCCUCAAACGCGGCUCUGCAUGGUGGGCUACGACACUGGAGCUACUCCCUGCAGCUUCACCUUAGCCAAGUCCAACUGGGACCGCAUUAAAGAAAUUAUGGCGCGCAACGGGAACAGGCCCAUUCGACUCGUCACCAAAACGAACAGGGUGAAGUCUACCGCUUCGAGCACUACGGCACAGCCCGCCGUCACAGGGGAGGAGAGUCAGGCCAACUCUCAGAGAGCCGAGCGACUCAGACGGUUCAGACUGAUGCGUCUACGCAAAUUGCGCGAAAGGUUAAGAGGCAGAGUCACCACCACCACCCUUCCAACAACAACGACGACGACGACAACUACAACACAACCACCUGAUGCUGAGAGCACAACUUCCUGGUACGACUCUUGGUUUCCUGUGGACAGCUAUACAGAGAACCCGUUUGACACCUUCAUAUUUGGCUCAGCACCUACACAAGAGUAUAAUUUUGAAUACACCAUUGAUUAACAAAAAUAAAUAAAUCACUAUCUAUCUGCACAACUCCUCAAUAACCACACAUUACAAACUACUACUUCUACAGUCUUUUAAUGAGUUUUCUAAAGGAAGAGAGAUGCACCAAAAAAUUUGCAGUUUUUCAACUCAACUGAUCCAGAGUAGUGACUAGUAACUUUAACUAGAAACUUUAAAUCUGAUCAGUAAACGCACCGUGUCUAAGAGCCAACAGUUUGAAAAUGCAGAUAUCUGUGGUGUGAAAGUGGUUGCUUAGAAAGACUUUACAGGUCUCGGUACUUGUGCACUGUAUAAUAUUAAGACAGAGGAAGCACAUAUGUAAGAUAACAGGAAGGCUGAACAUGCACUGCUUGAGCAAAGAAAAAAAUCACUAACUGGACUGAACAAGUCUCCUCAUAGAUAAGUAUUGCAUAAUAUUUCAGCCAGCAACAAGUUAUUUAACCCCAACUGAUGCAAUGUGUAAAAAUAAAUUUUAAAGUCACAUCCUGUGGUCGAAGAAAAUAUAUUAGUCUGUUUAAGAAGGGUCAGUUUAUUAUCAGAACUGUCCAACACAUUAAAAACUGGAAGGGAAGGAAACCUGGGAAGCAUCGUCCCUAAGGAAGAAAUAUGGUUGGAAAAAAAUCCUGAAUGGUCAUGAUCUGUGACCACUUGAGUGUUCGGUGACAUCAAACCGAAGACUAACAGUGGAACUCGAAGCAAUGUUAUGUUUAAUAACAAAAGCAAGAGCAUUUCCACUCUCACAAUGUGGAGGGAACUGAAGGGCUUUUGGGACUGAGCAGCUGUAGAAAACUACUGACCAGGGAGGCCAACUGGAGAAAGAGGAGCAGAAAAAUUGGACUCUAGAGCAAUUUAACAAGGUCAGGCAAGUGAUGCAUCCAUCAUGUCUAGUGUCUCCUUUACAAGCCUUUGGCGGCAUUGUAUAUGAUCUGGGGUUGCUGCAGUUCUUCUGGUCAAGGUUUAGCUGACUGCUUGAAUAUAAUGAAUGACCAGGUUAUUCAGACUCGUCCCCCAACUCAACCACAGAAUCCAUUAAGAAUCUUUGGGAUGUUCUGAAAAAGACUUUGCACCGUGGCCAGACUUUCCCAUCACCAAUGCAACAUCUUGGUGAAGAAUUCAUGCAACACUUGAUGAAAAUAAAUCCUCUAUAUCUGAGACGACUUUUUUUCAGAACCUCAUCAAAAGGUUCUGAAAUCCCACAAUAUAUGCUGUAAUCAAAACUAAAGGUAGUUCAGAGGUGCAUUAGUUUGAGACCUGUUUGGUUUUUUUGGUCAGGCAGUGUGAUACAGCGACGUUGCACUGUUCUGUCCUCAAGUGAUCGAUCUCUGUCCGUCAUUGAACAUGAUGGAUUUGGGAAUGUUGUCAGAAAGGUGGAAAUCUCCUAAUUAGAGGAUCUGAAUUUUCUAUUGCAGGGUCUCAAACUUUAGUCCUCGAAGCCUGGUAACCUGUAGCAACGUGUCCCUGAUCCAACACACUUGAAACAAAAGGGUAUUGUCUUCCCAGCAGGUAGUCAAGUUCUUUAGACAUCUGGCAAUGACCUAGUUAUUUGACUUGUGUGUUAAAGCAAAGAUGCAUCCGAAUGUUGCAUUUAGCAUUUUUCAAAGUGGAGUUUGACAUCGGUGUUCUAGGGAAUGAAACUGAAGAUCAAUGCCGACAGUCACAAAUGAUAACUACAACAUAAAGUCUGUAAUCAGUUUUUGUUUCAAAGGUAUUGAAACUAAUGUUUUAAACUAAUGUUUUAAAGUCCCUCCUCUCCCCAACACAUGGCAUGCUAAUAGAAAUAUUUAGCAAUCCCUCACAGUAGGAAGGGUAGAAAAAUGUUUUGAAUACCAUUCUUAUUCCUGGCAGUUUUUCAGGAGAACUGGGAGUCAACCAAGAUUGGAAUAGGCAGGUAAAAUCUUCACAAAGCCAGAGACUGAAAAAUGGUCUCGAAACUCUGAUGAAUAAAAAGAAUGGAUUUUUAUGAGGCUUUCACUUUAAAGCUACCACUGAAUAGUCUGCAGAGCAAAGACUGGAUUAGAGUCAAAACAAAUUGAAAAUACAGGUACAUGUUUAAAAAUUUUACAUGUUCAGUAUUCUUUACUUAUUAAAGAAAGUUAAAUUCACAUACUGUAUGGACUCAUAUAGUGAAAUAUUUCUUACCUUUAUUUUUGGUCAUUUUUGUGAUUAUGACUUACAGAAAGCGAAAAUCCAAAAUUCAGUGUCUGAGAAAACUAGAAUAUUGUGAAAUAUUGGAAAUCAUGGUGCCACAGCCUAAUCAGCUAAUUAACCCAAAACACAUGUAUAGCUGUCAAGGUUGAUUGGAAAUUGUGAAAGGGAGAGUUUGUUGGCCAGUUGUUUUUUUUUAUGCAUCUCUACGUUCCACUGCAAACAGAACAAGCAAUGUUUUCACAAGUAAACUUGCACGUUUUGUUUUUGUAUCAUCUUUAUUUUUUUACACUGAUUUCUUGUACUGGCUGAAUGCAUUAAGAUAAAAUAUAAACCGAGUUGUUAUGGUUGGAGUGGAAACAAUAAAGGUUUAAAUGUA